AUGCGCAGGAAGGGAAGGAAGCAGAAAUCAGGGAUUGGAAAGGGAGGCGGAAUAGACGAUUGGGAAGGAGAGAGCGAAGUGGAAGGGUUGAGAAUACUCAAUGAGAGGGAGAUGAACUCCCUGAAUCAGAGGAUCCCUGGCCUCCGGAGACAGGAUGUUAAAACGCACACGAUUCGCCAGCAUUUUUAUCCUGAAGGCGGUUGGGGAUGGGUUAUCUGCGCCUGUGCAUGCUCAAUUCAUGCCCUCACUUCUGGUCUCCAACUCUCCUUUGGAGUCUUUCAUCUCGAGAUGAUUCGACAUUUCGGGCAGGAAGAUACCUGGGAUGCUAUGUGGGUCGGUUCCGUGAGUCUAUCGACGAGUCAUGCGACAACUCCAUUCGUAGUUGCCCUCUGUCGAAGGAAAUCUACUCGAUUAUCAGCUGUGAUUGGUGGCCUGGUCAUGGCCCUUGCCUGUCUCUUCACCUCCUUCGCUCAGAAGUUUCACCAGUUAUACUUCAGCUAUGGGUUGAUGUUGGGGAUCGGGAUCGGUUUCGCUCGAGAAACUGCCAAUUUGAUGAUUGGUCAGUAUUUCAAGAGAAGGCGAGAGUUUGCGGAAGUGAUUGUACAGUCUGGAACUGGGAUCGGAUUGGCGGCUUUUCCCUCCUUCUUCCAGGGAGCCCUCAGAGCAUUGGGCUGGAGAUUGGGUCUUCAAGCAGCAACAGGAAUCCUGUUCCUCAGCUUCAUCUUAGGGAUCUUCUAUCGGCCAGCAUCACUUUAUCACCCACAGCGUCGGGCUAUCAUACAUUUGAAAAUUCAAAAGAGGAAUGUGAAAGACAAGAGAAAAUCGGCUCAAAAACCCUCCUAUUGGGAUUUCUCUCUCCUUGGAGCUCGACCUCUUCAAAUCCUCCUUCUCUCAAAUUUCAUCUCCGGAUUUGGCAUCUACACUCCUCUCUUCCAUCUGCGCAGUCACACUUGCCUGGUGUCAAGAAAAUUCCUUCAUCAGACUCUUCUCUUCGCCGUCGGCUUAUCGAUGGCAGCCAUCUGUGGUGUGGAGGGUUACCAUGGCUAUUCCCUGACCAUGUGGGUCUAUGGGAUAUGUCUUGGUGGAGCAUCGUAUACCAGUCGUAUGCUGACUUAUGAACAAGUUCGAGCGAAGAAAUUCGCUAGAGCCUGGGGUUUCAUACAGAUCUCUUCUGCACUUCCUCUGCUAAUCGGCAUUCCCAUCACUGGGUACCUGAAUCGAGGAAGUGAGAAAGGUGGCUACUACUUUUCGUUCGUGUCGGUGUUGCUGAGUGCUUUGUCGCUAAUAGGUUUGAGCUUCAUAAGAUCUGAAGGAUUAGAAAGAAGGGAAUCUAGCACAUUCCGAGCAGAAGCGCGGGCGAGGCAAGGCGAAGACGACGAGGACGACGAAGUCCCAAAGAAUCAACUUGCCUGCAUUUCUGAAGAAGUACCUCACAUGAUGAAUUUGGAUUACGCUGUCAGCUGCAACAAAGUCACCGAUUUCCUCUUGUACAAUGACUUCGACGAACGCUAUUCGUCUUCGAUAGGCCCUGGCCCACAAAGUACACACAGUCAUCUCGGUAUCAUAACGAGCAACAGUGUGAAAAAGUCUCGACGGCGGUUCCCUAAUGGUUUCAGCUACAGUGAACCAGAUGCCAUAAAUAGAUUGGGUGGUGGGAGAAAGUCUCCAGAAUUGACAUGGGAGAAGCAAGUCCCGGACAAAGGAGCCGUGGUUGUCGAGGAAAUCACGACCACAGUUUGAUGUGAUUGAUUGAUGGCUGUUAUUUCCACUUCUCCACUGAACACUCUUCCCAUUAUUGUGCCUUCCAUUCCAAUCAGGAACGUCAUUCCAGCUUCAUCCCCAAAACAAGCUUAGGUGCGGGGAGAGAAGUACAAGAAGAGGCAAAUACGGAAGUGUCCUGCUCAGCUCUCAGGUGACUCCGAUACUCUUCUGACGCCUGGUGCUAGUUCUCGUGGCCAAAGAUAUUCCUUAUGAAAUCAAAACUUCAUGCUUCCCUCUGUAUGUUUAGAAUUAUCACUAGCGAUCUGAAAAAAGUCAAUAAAGCUGGACGGGCAACAA
Molecule: messenger RNA, 2058 nt
Organism: Darwinula stevensoni
Lineage: Eukaryota; Metazoa; Arthropoda; Ostracoda; Podocopida; Darwinulidae
Source: the annotation of a GenBank genome assembly